AUGUUCAUGGCCUUGGACUCGCGAGGUGAUGAAAGGUUGCUCAUCUUCAGCACCUACGCAGGGACCAAGACCGGUAUUGGCGGCCGUCGGCAUGCCGAGCGCCUCGUCAAUGAGAUGAUAGACGAGAAGCUACGCAAUGACAUGGAUCGACGAGGUCGCGGCGACGCUCGGGGUCGCUCACGCUCCGACAGUCGGAGGCCCAGUCCGAGGAGACGGCGCUCCAGCCGCUCGCGCUCCUGGUCUCCAGCUCAGAGACAGCGUGGGAUGCGCAGCUGGGACUAG
Molecule: messenger RNA, 282 nt
Organism: Symbiodinium necroappetens
Lineage: Eukaryota; Dinophyceae; Suessiales; Symbiodiniaceae
Source: the annotation of a GenBank genome assembly